UUCAGGUUGUUUGUUUACAGCAUGUUUCCAUAGUCACCAGUGUUUGCAUUAGUUAAGGUGGACAGUGUGUGCAUGUAGUGUAUUAGUGAAAGUGCUCUGUUGAAUCUCGGACUGUAUUAUAAUGGUAAAAGGUGGAAAGCGAUACUCUUCAAUGAGCAAUGAUGGCAAAUGGUUUGCUCAUCCAGUUUCACCAGAAAGUAAAGCAAGGAGUUGUCACACUGGCAUCAUGCUGACUCAGUCUGAAUCAUCGUUGCCUCAAGCUUUGAACUUCGAGCGCUAUCCUAAAUGGAAAACUCGACAGGAAUCCAGAGACUAUCCAUUCUCAGACCAUGACAACAAGCACACCUUAAAAGACAACAUCUCCGUCUUCUCUCGUGGCGUGGGACGCAGGAAGUGUCUCGAUGAUCACAGACAGCACAACUCCCACUUCUGCCUGUGCCACGAUGGAGCUGACAACAGCACUGAGCAGACUAGGGGGAACAUCACAAACUACCAGACUGAUUUCAUGGUGAAGCAAGCUGUUAAUGGUCCAACUAGCACCAGACGGUUCCCCCGCAACCACCAGCAGAAGUCUGCAGAGGCAGCUUUGGCACAGGCAGGGGAACAAUUCAUGUGGUUCGGACGCCAUGACUCUGACUUCUCAGACACCCUGCAAGUUUUGGCAGCUACUAACUACUCAGCACCUUCCAAGCCAUAAAAUACUCCUACACUUAAGGCACUAGAUGGCAUCAUUGAGGGGGCAUAGCAUAGAGCGGGUCAGGUGAACUUUGUGGAGGAUCUAGCUGUGAAAUAAAACACUGAUUUAGAAACAUCA
Molecule: messenger RNA, 814 nt
Organism: Larimichthys crocea (large yellow croaker)
Lineage: Eukaryota; Metazoa; Chordata; Actinopteri; Sciaenidae
Gene: tex36
Product: testis expressed 36
Exons: 4
Coding region: 122-697 (191 amino acids)
Source: RefSeq, a predicted model, not a curated record